AUGGCAGGACACUGCAGCACCCACACUCACAGCAGCCAGAAUCCCAUGGGCAACGAAAGCUUCGGUCACCACGGCCUGCCGGCGGCAGUGCAGGGCCAGGGCGCCACCAGCCGUAUGCCGGUGGCUGUUGUACCUUACCCCUCUUCCUUUCCAUUUAUUCACCCCUUGACUAACCAGGUGAUGAUGAGGGCCCCGUCCUGCCUCGCACUGCCGAGUCCAUGCAUGCCAUUCUGGAUGAUGGCGCAGCUGCAAAUCCAGGCACCACCACAGGCGCAGCUUAUCUGCGGCACGGUGCUUCAUUCGUACACUGUCAUGUCGUGGCAUGGCCACGCGGCGACGGCUGUUGUGGCAAGCCCGCGCCAUGCUUACUCGGCGAAUCAGCCGGGGGCCGCGCAAGCUGAUUUGACACUUCGGCUUGGCUCCGGUGGUGGCGGUGACAGUCGUGGAGACAAGAGGUAG
Molecule: messenger RNA, 459 nt
Organism: Miscanthus lutarioriparius
Lineage: Eukaryota; Viridiplantae; Streptophyta; Magnoliopsida; Poales; Poaceae
Source: the annotation of a GenBank genome assembly